Striga asiatica is the source of this 1347-nucleotide messenger RNA. Lineage: Eukaryota; Viridiplantae; Streptophyta; Magnoliopsida; Lamiales; Orobanchaceae. The record is from the annotation of a GenBank genome assembly.
AUGGCGGAUGUGAAUGCAGCUGCUUUUAGGAGCUGGGGACAAGCGAAAGAUCUUGUCUUGGCCCGUUUAAUUCGAGAUUCCUUUGCGAUACCACGUGAUGAUGGUAAUAGAAAUGGUGAUAUUGAAAUGGGAAUGGACAGACAAACGAAUUCGGAAGAUCUAGGCAUGGAUAAUUUCUUUAAACAGGUUCAGGAGAUUGAGAAACAAUAUGAAAAACUCAAUAUCCUGCUGAGAAAGCUUCAGGAUGCUCACGAGGAAUCAAAGGCUGUGACGAAGGCUGCUAAUAUGAAAGCAAUAAAGAAACGGAUGGAGAAGGAUGUUGACGAAGUCGGAAAAAUUGCCCGUUCUAUUAAAUCAAAAAUUGAGGAACUCGACAAAGAGAAUUUAGCCAAUAGACAAAAGGCAGGGUGCGGAAAAGGAUCAGGCGUAGACAGAUCAAGAACAGCAACAACAGUGGCUCUGAAAAAGAAGUUCAAAGAUCGAAUGUCUGAUUUUCAGACUUUGAGAGAGAAUAUACACCAAGAGUAUCGUGAAGUUGUAGAGAGACGUGUAUUCACAGUGACGGGCACUCGAGCUGAUGAAGAGACAAUUGAUAAAUUAAUAGAGACUGGUGAUAGCGAACAAAUAUUUCAAAAAGCUAUCAGAGAACAAGGCCGAGGCCAGGUAAUGGACACCCUGGCAGAAAUUCAAGAACGACACGACGCCGUUCGAGAUUUGGAGAAGAAGCUUCUAGAUUUGCAACAGAUAUUCCUUGACAUGGCUGUACUGGUGGAUGCACAAGGAGACAUGCUCGAUAACAUCGAGUCACAGGUUUCGUCUGCAGUGGACCAUGUGCAGUCGGGUAACACUGCUCUUCAAAAGGCAAAAAGUCUGCAGAAAAACUCGAGAAAAUGGAUGUGUAUAGCAAUCAUCAUCCUUCUCAUUAUAGUGGCAAUUGUUGUGGUUGGUGUGCUCAAGCCAUGGCAGAACAAGAACGGGGCUUAGCUUUCUACACGAGCGUGUAAUGUAUAAAAAUUUAAAAAAAAAGAACUAUAGAGCAAAAGGAAUCGUUUCAUAUAAUCGACUAUAUACGAGGACUGGUCUUCUUUUUUAUUUGUUCGUUCGGGAUUUGGGUUUGUAUCUCCUGUGUGUGUGCAUUCUUUGACUUUGGUAUUAACGGGCGGGUGCGUGUGGAAUUUGCUUGUUUGCUUCGGAUGUUCGAGCUUUCGGCUGAAUGCUCGUGAGACUCGUCUCGCUUUGUGUGUAAAGUUUUGGUGCUACAUGAUUUAUGAAGGAAUUUAUGAAGAAUUUAUCACAUUUGUUUUCUUGGCAACCAAUCAAUAUAUAUGUAGCUCUAGUUUUGAGGGA